Molecule: messenger RNA, 1422 nt
Organism: Vairimorpha ceranae
Lineage: Eukaryota; Fungi; Microsporidia; Nosematidae
Exons: 1
Coding region: 1-1422 (473 amino acids)
Source: RefSeq, a predicted model, not a curated record
AUGAUUAAAGAUUAUGCUGUAAAAUAUUUUAUUUUUAAACAAUUUAUUAAAAAUGUAAGAAAAGAUCUUAAUGAACAAAGUGCAAGUAUCUUUGCGAUUUUAAAUGAAAAGUUUUUAAUAAAAGAAGAAGUUUUUUAUAAAAAUAGUGAAGGAAUAUUACUAAGUAGAUUUGAUGAUAAGUGUGACAUACUACUAAAAAAUCCUUUUAAGAAAAUAAAUUGUCAACUACAAGAAGUUACAAGAAAGAACAAACUCAACAAGGAGGAUAUUUUUGAAACUUUGCAUUUUUUAACUUAUGACACACCUUUAGGCAUCAGACUUUUAAAAAAAAAUAUUUAUAAGUACGUGUCUGACAGAUCCAGCAUAAAAGAUUAUGUAGAUUAUUUAAAAUACAACAAAAAUAAUGUAAAUAUUUCUAUGCAUAAUUUAAAGAAAGAAGAAAAUGAUUGUAAUGAAGAAUUGGAUAGUUAUAGUUUGUUAAAUGCUACAAAUGAUUUACAAAGUGAAAAACAGUUAACUAUAAAUAAUACUGAACAAGAUGUAUUAGAUUGUGAUGUUAAUUUGAAUAUUCCUAGUUCAGAAGUAUUUACAAUCCCUGAUUUUGAUUUUAUUUAUCUUAAAAAGUUAAUUAGGAUUUAUUCAUUUAUAUUUAAUUUCUGUUCUAACAAACUGCCACCCAAUACAACGAUAAAUAAGUUAGUUAAAUCUUUUAAAGAAUAUGCUUAUGUGUCUGAUAUUAUCGGUGGAAUUCAUGGAUUCCUUAUAGAAAAUUUAUUAGAGGAAAAGCAGUCUAUUGGACUUGAAAAUUUUCUUAAAAAUAUUAAGUCUGUGACAAAUUCAUUAAUUGAUGAACACAACAGUAAAGAAAUAAUUACUGGUAAUGAAGUGGGUAUGAAAAACUGGAAACUUAAAUCUAGAACAUUUCUUCUAGAAAUAUACAAAUUUACUAAAAAUCAAUAUAUCCUAAGUUUUUACAACGCUUUAAAUAAGAAAAGCCCUUUUGACUCUGAGGAUACAAUUAGCUUAAGGAUUUCAUUAGUAGAAUUUUUUAUUAAUUGUUACAUGGCAACAAAUAUUUUCAGACAAGUGAUAUUAAAUGAGGCGAAAAAAGUUAAGUGUUUAGAAAAUAAAAUUGUUGAGUUAGAAAAGGGAUAUAAUUUGCAAGAGGAAAGAUGUGCUGAUGAAGUACAAAGUAGGAUUUUUGGUCUAAAAAAAAAAAUAAUUUUGUCUCCUACUAAAGCCGAUAUUGGACAGAUUGGCAUUUAUAAGAUCUUUUUAGUUAACGAUGAAAUUUUUAUAUCCACUGAUAAUACAUUUUAUGUUCCAGGUAAAAAUACUUUAGAGGACAUAAUUAAUAGCACAUGUGUUAUCGAAAAUAAUACGAUUAAUAAUUUAAAAGAUGUUAUAAAAUACUUGUACUAA